CCAGAUCAGAAUAGGGCUCAGACCUGGUCAGCCCUACUCAAAGAUUACUUGCAAUCAGUUCAAAUUGUAACUCAAGGAUGGGUGCAAAAGAAGGGGGCUUGAGAACCUUGGAUACCUGUGAUCAAGCAGAAAAUGAUGCCAAGUUUGUUUCAAGUAUACACUGAAGGGCUUCUCUCUUUAACCACCUAGCAUGUUUACAGCUGUCACCAUCUUAACUGAUCCUGCUCCAGGGCCUUUAACAGCAUGAUACAGCCAAUUCUUUUAACAGCCUUCAGGCAAAUUCUAUUCAGAAAAGCAAUGGGAUCUUCACUUUAAGAAAAUGUCUAUUCUGUAAAGAGUUAAUAUUCUCAGGGGGCUCCAGGCCUUGUGGUUGCAACAUGUUUGAGUUGGAAAUGACUCACUCCUGCUGUUGGGAGAGUUAUAAACUUGGAAAAGGGGGAGGGAAGGCACCGAUGGAUUGAGGGAACAUUAAGGACAGAGCAAAGCUUGAACCGCAGAGAAAGGAGGUGGAGGAAGGAGAAAGAGAUCCAGAGUUGCUUUACUUGAAUUCCAGAAAAGCAGUUUCUGAAGCGCUCAGUGGAUUUUCCACGGUUUCCCAGGAGAGGCUUUUGCUACUCUUUUGCGGUUGAGGACUGCAGAGAAACUGGGCACAAGGAUGCCUUGGCUAGCAUUGCUGUUUCAGGUUUGCGCUGUUGCCCUCUUGGCCAGAGGUGCUGCUGUCAACCGAGUGGACGAGAAAGAAGCCCUGGAGUUUCUGCUUCAGUUUGGAUACUUACAGAAGCCACUGGAACAGCUCUCGGAUGACUUCUCAAAGGAGGAGAUUGCAGAUGCGCUGAGAUCCUUCCAGUUGGCGUCAGGGCUGCCUACCACUGGACAGAUGGACAAAGCAACCCUCUCCCAGAUGCGGCAGCCCCGCUGUGGUGUUGAAGACCCCUUCAAUGAGAGGACCCUGAAAUACCUCCUUUUGGGUCGCUGGCGCAAAAGGCACCUGACUUACCAGAUCUACAACCACGAUGAGGAUUUGGGGGUUGUGGCCACACGGACUGCCAUCCAGAGAGCUUUCAAGUACUGGAGUGACGUGACACGGCUCACCUUCCAGGAGGUGCGGACUGGCCGUGCUGACAUCCGCCUCUCCUUCCAUGGUUCCUCUCCUUGGGGCUGCUCACGGCCCUUCGAUGGGCCUGGGCAUGUGCUGGCGCAUGCUGACAUCCCCGAAUUAGGCACCGUCCACUUCGAUGCGGAUGAGCACUGGACCGAGGGGACCUCACGCGGCGUCAACCUGCGCAUCAUUGCUGCCCACGAGAUUGGCCACGCGCUGGGACUGGGUCACUCUCGGCACCCGACAGCGCUGAUGGCUCCCUCCUACGGCGGCUAUCGGCCGCGCUUCCAGUUGCACCAUGACGACAUCGAAGGCAUCCAGGCCCUGUAUGGCAAGAAGACUCCCUCCACAACGGCAACGGUGACCUCCCCUGCCCGCACCACCACCCCUGUUCUCUCGCUGAAGCCUAGUAAAGUUCCAAACCCAUGCAAAGAUGGACUGGAUGCCAUCAUGUUGGGGCCGUAUGACAAGACCUACGCUUUCCGUGGUGAUUACGUGUGGACGAUAACAGACUUUGGCCCUAACCCACCGCUGAAGGUCUCCGCGCUGUGGAAGGGCCUGCCAGGGUGGCUAGAUGCGGCUGUGUAUUCUCCCCGUACUGGGCGCACGUACUUCUUCAAAGGUACUAAACUGUGGCGUUAUCGGGGUUUUAAACUGGAUCCUGGUUACCCUAAACCCCUCACCCGUAUCCCAGCCAAGAUAGAUGCUGCCCUCUAUUGGCCAAAGAACAAGAAGAUCUUCAUCUUUAAGGGCACCGGCUUCUGGCAAUGGGAUGAACUGGGAAGCUAUUUCUCCACCCUGCCUAGGAAGAUCUCCACCCUUUUCACAGGAGCUCCAUCACACCUGGAUGCGGCAUUCACCUGGGAAAAUGGCAGGGUCUACCUUUUCAAGGGAAAGAACUACUGGAGGCUCAAUGACCAACUACGAGUAGAGAGAGGGUACCCAUUGAAUACAGCUGAGCGCUGGAUGCACUGUUAACAUGGACCAUGCUGCCUGGCAUGUUCCCCAGGACUACCCUAAGUCCCAUGGACUUGGGCCAUUUUAAUUUCUUGUAAUAUACUCAGCAGCGACACCUACAGGUGGCAUACAGGAGCAACAACUUUUCUGGAAUGGACCAAGGUGCUGGUGGGAGCAGAUACAAUGGACACCGUGUAAUUCUCUGUUCCUGCUGGACUCUUAGCUCCCACACUGUCAACAUGCCCCCCCCUUUUAAUGCUGGAGUCCACAAGCACCCCUUUAACCUUGGUAUCAGCAUAGGUGGCAGAAAGGGCUAGCCCAGUUUUAAGGCACAAGAAGCCCUAGAGAAGGAUAGGCAGGGGUGUGGGGGAAAGCGACCAGGAUGGUGGAGCAGAUUAAGGCUGCAAAUACUUCUUGAGAAAGCCAAAUGAGCCAUGAAAGAAAGAUGAUUGCCCAUGAUAUGUACAUUUGUUCACUGUUCCACCUAGUCAAAAAUCCACGGGGCAGGGGCAUAGCAGAAGGUUGGCUACUCACUUUACCUUGUAUCUCCAUCCACAGAAGAGCUAGACUUCUUUUUCUAAAAUAGGGCCAGAUUAUUACAGAAGCAUCUGCAAUAUGAAUGGAGGGCAGGUACAGGCCCUUGCACGGUGUCCUCCCCCAGCACAUUUGAGUGCCAGGAGAGACUUGCAGAGCAACAUGUAAUUGCACUGUGUGUUGAGCAAUCACAUGCUCUCGCGUAACUAGAACUGUGUGUGGCACAGGGCAUGGAUGUAUGAGACUGGCUGUUGGCAGCAGGUAUACCAGAUUUAUUCUGUCACCAAUAAAAUGGGUAUGAUUGUA
Messenger RNA from Varanus komodoensis (Komodo dragon), 2896 nucleotides. It is a transcript of the gene MMP19, whose product is annotated as matrix metallopeptidase 19. The record is from RefSeq and is a predicted model, not a curated record. Gene Ontology annotation, molecular function: metalloendopeptidase activity; zinc ion binding. Gene Ontology annotation, biological process: collagen catabolic process; proteolysis; extracellular matrix organization. The coding region runs from base 656 to 2077 and encodes 473 amino acids. Gene Ontology annotation, cellular component: extracellular matrix. Lineage: Eukaryota; Metazoa; Chordata; Lepidosauria; Squamata; Varanidae. The transcript has 9 exons.